UAAAAUUGUCAAUAAUAUAUACAAAUAAACUCACCAUGCAGAAAACGCAUAUUUUAUCCUAGUGUUUAUAUAUAAUUUAAAUUUUGAUUCAAUUAGUUGCAUGUUUUCUUUACACCAAUCGUUGUAUUUUAAAAUAAUACUAGUACUAGCAUGCGACCUACUUUGUAAUAAUUUUAAUAGCUAAAUCGACUUAAAUUAAUUAGUUUAUACUUGCAAUAGUAAGUACGUUAUAGUCUCUAUAUAAAUGCCCCCAUAGAUGGAAGUGUUACUUCACACCACCAUUCUCAAACAUUCUGAGAGUCCAAAAUUAACAACGAUAUUUAGUUUCUCUUAUUUUUCUGUUUUCUUUUUCUUUCCCAUUUUUUCUCCAAUGGAAUCAUAUAUGGGUCAGAAGAAAACAUUGUUCGCCUGUGUUUUUUUAGUGAUGGUUCUCUUUUUAGGGUUUAGUUGCGUCCACGGACGAAUCCUAAAAAAUAUGAAUGUUGAUCAUGAAGAUAACAAGAAAAUGAUGGUAAUGCACAACGGACUGAUGGUUGAUCAAAAGACGGUGCAGCUCUCGCCAUCACCACCGUCGCCUUCACCGCCGCCACCGGGAGGUAAGGGAGCAGAAGAUUUUAGGCCUACAUCACCCGGUCAUAGCCCUGGCAUUGGCCAUAGUUUACCCCACAACUAAUCAUAUUUAUGCAAUUCCACAUAUUCAUGUGUCUCAGUAUGUGUUGUUAACGUGUGAUUUGUUGUCUUUUAAUCAUUCUCAUGCAGUUCCACUCAUGAUAUGUUACGUCGGUCGUUCGAAAUUUCUUUAAAUAUGGCUUUAUUGAAUAAAAUGGUUUAGGUUUUCUUUCCGAUC
This is a messenger RNA of Brassica napus (rape), 847 nucleotides long. RefSeq names its product precursor of CEP5. The transcript has a single exon. Lineage: Eukaryota; Viridiplantae; Streptophyta; Magnoliopsida; Brassicales; Brassicaceae. The record is from RefSeq and is a predicted model, not a curated record. The coding region runs from base 257 to 673 and encodes 138 amino acids. Gene Ontology annotation, biological process: root development; regulation of root development; nitrate import. Gene Ontology annotation, molecular function: hormone activity. Gene Ontology annotation, cellular component: extracellular region.